Messenger RNA from Cryptococcus amylolentus CBS 6039, 1566 nucleotides. RefSeq lists its product as hypothetical. Gene Ontology annotation, molecular function: DNA-binding transcription factor activity, RNA polymerase II-specific; zinc ion binding. Bases 1 to 1566 code for a protein of 521 amino acids. NCBI's taxonomy places the organism in Eukaryota, Fungi, Basidiomycota, Tremellomycetes, Tremellales, Cryptococcaceae. The record is from RefSeq and is a predicted model, not a curated record. Gene Ontology annotation, biological process: regulation of DNA-templated transcription. The transcript is spliced from 3 exons.
AUGUCUGACAACAGCGGGUUCGUCCGCCUGAAUCCCGUUUCCCAGGCUAUUUCUGACCGUCUCUUCCUCUCCAGUGCCCUCCCUGGCAUCCCCAGCCCUUCUCCCAUCACCUACACCACCACCACCAACAACACCUACAAUGACGGGAACGCCUCCGGUGUACAGCUGUAUGACAAUAGUGGUGUCUUCCCCGCGUCCCUCAAUCCUUCCCUCAUCACCUACACCACCAACAACACCCCCGGCGACCUCAACGGCCUCGGUGUCAAGUUUACUGCUGCCGCCCCCUCUCCCGCCAGCAGUGGCGACAAGGCCAAGCCCAAGGCCAGGUCUUCCGCUCAUGUCACCAAUAACAACAGCAUCAAAGUGAGUGGCAAGGAGAAGAAGAAGCAUGCCCAGGGCUACAAGCGUAAGAGCUUGUCUUGUGAGCACUGCAGACAGAGACGAAAGCCAUGCGACGGAACCGACUUCAAAGCCUGCUCCCGCUGUACCAGGGAUGGCAUCGAGUGCAUAUACGUCCUCGCCAAGGGAAAGCGAGGCUCCCAGAAGGCUUUGGAAAAGCUCGCCGCUAUGGGUCGUGCUCCCUCCGCCGACGGCAUCAUCAUCGCUACUCCCUCAACCUCAUCUCUUGCCUCGUCUUCCUGCACGUCCUCUAUGAGCCCUAUCACCCCGAUCACCCCGGACAGGUCCACCGUCGAGCUCAGCUCCGGUCCCUCUCCUGCCAGCGUCUCUGCCGGCCACACUUUUGGCUUCGCCACCCCCAACACUCUCAUGCCCUUCAGCCCAUUCACCCCGAUCAGGCCUACCAUCCUCCAGCGUCCUUCCACCGUUGAGGACUGCCAGAUGCCGGGUAUGGGUACAGAGGUGAAUGAAGGCCUCGCAAGGUUGUGUGAUGGAAUCAUCCGCCCGUCCGUCGCGGCCGCUUUCGGCGUUGCUCCUUUUUACACUCUCCCUACUCCACGCACUACCCCGGUGAAGCCCUCCUACGAGGUCUCUGCUAGCAUCUCUGCCGGCCCCGCUCCCAGCUUCUCACUCAACAACGUCAUCUCGGCUCCCUCUACCCAGCCCUCAUUGGGCAUCUCUCAACUUCAGCUGCCUGCUUCUGAGUCCCAGGGUCUCUCUGAGAGCGACAACGCGUACAUCGACGAGGUCUCCAAGUGCCUGGAGUCGGGUGACGUAUUCUUCUCCGCACCCCUCGAUGCUUCUUGCAACAUCGCUCCUGUCUAUUCUCUAACUCAAGACACCACUCCCGUGGAGGCCACCGUCGAGAUGUCUCCCGUCAUCGAGUCUGCCAGCUCGACUGCUCCCGAGUUCCCCUUCAGCGAGUACUUGGUCAUGCGGCAAAACCCUCCUUGCCUGAGCGCUCCUCUCCCCAUUCUCGAGAACGAUGUCGUUCCGGAGAGCCAGAGGGUCGGCUGGGGUAUGUGUGGUAUGGACAUGGGGAUGGACGAUGCCGGCUCUUCGGGGUCCAUCGAGUCUCCCUUCAACACUGUGUCAUUUGGCUCUUCUAUUCCUCUCGUUGAUGCGUCGGUGGGCGAUGACAUGAUGGGCGACUGGUGGAACUACUGA